AUGGAAUUAUCUGCAUCUAGAAGUGAUACUUCAAAAUCUGCUAAAUUAAACGUGGUUGAUAUGUUUAUUAAAAAAAAUCCUCUUGACCCUUUACAUAUUCUCGCAUUUAGAGUAUUAUCUAAUGAUGAAUUAAUGAUAAUGACGAAAUGGUAUCAUGAAGGCUUAAAAGAAUUUACAAUUGUCUGUUUGAAAGACUAUAAGAUAGAUGAAACAUCUGAAGAACCAUAUGAAGAAUCAUCUGAAGAACCAUCUAAAGAACCAUCGAAAAGCCUAAUUGAAGAACUAUCUGAAAAACUGUCUGAAGAACUAUUUUCUGUUGAAUACUUUAAAUUUAUUAUUAAGCAUCUCGACUUUGAAUUUUUUAUGCCAGAACAUUCAUUAAAUGAACUAAUCAAGAGUCAUGUCGAAGAUAUUCCAUUUUUCAAAUUAUAUGCACAAAAUCUUUUAGUAGCUGCAAUCUCAGAGCAUAGAAUCGACCUUGUUGAUCAGGUUUUUAACAAAUGUAUGGAAUCAAUCAAGAGCAAUCCAGAUGAAAUUAAUAUUCUUAAAAUAAUCACGCCUCAUUUACGUGAACUUCAUGAAAAUCAAUACGAGAAACUGUCUGAAAAAAAAUUAGUUGAUAAACAACCAACUAUACCUUCAAUUUAUUUAGUUGUUCCACUACCACGUUUUUGUACAUAUGAACCCAAUUAUUCAUUUUGGGUAGAAAUACUUGGAAGACCUUCAUCAAAUGGAUUUGUUGAAAUACAAACCCCUGAAUUAUAUUCUAGUUGGAUUGGUGAAGCUCUGCUUAAUUUUAAAUGGAAUACAUUUGGGAAAUACUGUUAUUAUAUUGAAUGGAUUAUUUUUACACUUUUACUUAUUGUAUUUUCUCUCGCUGUUACGGAAACCAAAGGACUGGUUUCAGACACUUUUCAAAAAUUAUUUCUGUGGAUGUCUAUUAUAAUUGGAUUGUUUUUUCUCUUAUACAUUGAAUUACGCCAAUUAAUUUUCGACUGGAAACGAUAUUUAUUUAAUUUGUGGAAUUGUUUUGAUGCAGGAGCAUUAAUUAUGCCUAUCGCUACUUCAAUUUAUUGGUUAUUACAUGGUCCUCCACCACCUUGGGCACCCUCAUUAGCAUGUCUAUUUCUUGAUAUAAAAUUCUUGUUCUUUUUACGAGCGUUUGAAUAUUUUGGUACUUUUUUUGCCAUUAUUAUUGGCGUUGCUCAACAAGUGUUUUCAUAUUUAAUAGUUUUAGGAAUGAUUAUACUUGCUUUUGCUCAUGCUUUUUAUAUAUUACUUCAAAAACCAAACAAGGUUUAUAGUAAAAUUAUGGAAGUUAUUAAUAAUAAUGAUUUGGCAGAUGAUGCAAAACCAAUUAUUAGCGAAGAACUUUUAAAGUUAGCCGGAAUAAAUGAUAAAAAAAUUAUUAAAUCACAAUAUACUGUUAUGUGGGUCAUAAGUAGGGGUGG
Cetraspora pellucida is the source of this 1451-nucleotide messenger RNA. The record is from the annotation of a GenBank genome assembly. Lineage: Eukaryota; Fungi; Glomeromycota; Glomeromycetes; Diversisporales; Gigasporaceae.